AUGAUGCAGCCUCAAGUCUUCAUUUCUGGCCUCAUACUUCUUUUCCCAGGUGCUGUGGAUCCUUAUGUAAUCGUGAAGGGGGUGGUGGGUCACCCUGUCACACUGCCGUGUACUUACUCAACGUACAUUGGAAUCAGUUACAUGAGUUGGGACCUCGGGGAAUGUCAGUAUUUUAAUAAUUAUAGAACACUUGUCCGGGCCAAUGCAUAUCAAGUCACCUAUCAGAGGAGCAGCCGAUACCAGCUAAAGGGGCGUAUUUCUGAAGGAGAUGUGUCCUUGACAAUAGAGAACGCUGUUCAGAGUGACAGUGGUCUGUAUUGUUGUUUAACAAAAAUCCCUGGAUCUUUCCAUUCUGUAACCUAUUCAUUGGACGUUAAACCAGAAAUUCCUGCAAGGCCUCCAACAAGACCAACAACUACAGGGAGACCCACAACUACAGGGAGACCCACAACUACAGGGAGACCCACGACUCUGUCAACAGGACCCACACGUGCACCAGCAUCACCCAGAGUCUCCACCUCUGCUCCUACAACACCAGUGCACACUCAGACUCACACACCAGAUUGGAAUAACACUGUGACAUCCUCAGACGACUCUCAGAAUAAUUACACUCAAUCGAUCCCUUCAUGGAAGCAGCAGAAGAACAUGAGUAAGAGCUUCUACAUUGGCAUCUCCACUGCUGCCCUGCUGUUGCUGCUGCUUGUGUGCGCUGCGGUUAUCACCAGGUGCAUCCUUAUGAAAAAGAAGUCGGGCUCUCUGAGCUUGGUAGCAUUCCGUGCCAGUAAGAUCGGAACUUUGCAAAACACAGCAGUUAUCCGGUCUCGAGCUGAAGACAAUGUCUACACAAUUGAAGACACUCCUACCCUACAGAAAGAGUCCCAGAAACCCUCUUAG
This is a messenger RNA of Chionomys nivalis (European snow vole), 894 nucleotides long. RefSeq names its product hepatitis A virus cellular receptor 1 homolog. Gene Ontology annotation, molecular function: phosphatidylserine binding; virus receptor activity. The record is from RefSeq and is a predicted model, not a curated record. The transcript has 7 exons. Lineage: Eukaryota; Metazoa; Chordata; Mammalia; Rodentia; Cricetidae. Gene Ontology annotation, cellular component: cell surface. Bases 1 to 894 code for a protein of 297 amino acids. Gene Ontology annotation, biological process: positive regulation of mast cell activation; phagocytosis, engulfment.